AUGGAAAUGGCGAAUUCAUGUGACCACUGUUCCAAUGGAGCUUCGGUUUCUGAUGAAGGGGAACCCAUUUUUACUUCACUUCCACUCUCUCGUGCCAGUGAACUCACCAUUUCCUUUGAAGGCGAGGUCUAUGUUUUCCCUUCCGUUACGCCACAAAAGGUGCAGGCUGUAUUGUUACUCUUAGGAGGGCAAGAGAUACCCAAUAGCAUCCCCACCUCUGACUUUUUGGCGCAGCAAAAUUAUCAGGACAUUUGGGGAAUAAAUGAUCCUUCGCGUAAUUCAAAGCUUUCGCGGAGAUUUGAGUCACUUGUUAGGUUCCGUGAAAAACGAAAAGACAGAUGUUUUGAGAAGAAAAUUCGGUACACUUGCCGUAAAGAGGUUGCUGAGAGGAUGCAACGGAAGAAUGGACAGUUUGCAUCAUUGAAGGAAGAGUAUAGUUCUCCUGCUGAAAAUCAGGAUUUUAACAACGGUGCACCUUGCCCAAAAUCUAAUGAGCGUAGAUGUCACCAUUGUGGAAUUGGUGAGAAGUCUACUCCAGUAAUGCGUCGAGGACCGGCUGGUCCAAGAUCUCUAUGCAACGCCUGUGGGCUCAUGUGGGCAAAUAAGGGAAUGCUGAGAGAUCUCAACAGAGCUGGAAGGAUUGCUUUUGAACAGAAUGAACUGGAUACUUCAACUGACAUAAAGUUUUCAACAACAGAGCCAGAAAAUUCAUGUGCUGCGCAGGACAAGGAGGGUGGUUUUAUUUCUCAGGAAAUAAAGGAAAGCCCCCGGGAAACAAAGCCCGUGCAAAUGGAUGCCAUACAGUCACCCGAGAUGAUAGAUGAGCAGUAUAUGCUUGAAUCUGCUGAAGCUGUUGUUGACAACUUAUCCAUUCAAGUGGAGAACAAUGCUCUUGAUCUGCAUGGGCAGGAUAAGACAAUGGAGGAUCUUGCUGAUGCUUCUGGGAUUGAAUUUGAGAUUCCCGCCGGUUUUGAUGAUCAGGUUGAUAUUGAUGAUCCCAACAUGAGGACUUUCUGGCUGUGA
Molecule: messenger RNA, 1023 nt
Organism: Lathyrus sativus (Indian pea)
Lineage: Eukaryota; Viridiplantae; Streptophyta; Magnoliopsida; Fabales; Fabaceae
Source: the annotation of a GenBank genome assembly